AUGCAGUUCAAAGCCCUCCUCGCCCUUCUCCCCCUGGUUGCGACCACCGCUCUCGGCUUCGUUGUCCCUGAGGGCACCCCAAAUGGCUUUUACGAAGUCACCGUUGGGGAUGACGGCAACACAACCACGGUCGAGAUUGAUCCCUCGACCCACGCAGUCAUUGGAGAGCCCCUAGAGAACCGUAGCCUGCCUCGCCGCAGCGCGAAGCUCAGAAGACAGGUGAACUCGUGGGGUGCAACGGGGAGAACUUUCCCAAACCAAGCCGACUACAAUGCAUGCACCCAAGGAUGGAAGAACUUCUUCAACGCUGGAAGUCAUGUUCCGUCCAGAACACAGUACUUCGCCGUGUCGGGCCAGGCUGUACUUGCGGGCUGCAACUACAAGUAUGCUGAGGUCAAUCACGGUGCAUCCCUUGUCGACUCCUUCAACGGGUUCAUGGACGGCAACGCCGGAUGGUGGAGGACGGGCUGGGUGCAUUUCUUUUAUCAUUCCGGCACCCUGUUCCCGACCAUCGACUUCACCUUCUGGCGCGAUCUCAGUGGCACCAACUUCUGCGACAACCUUACCUAA
Messenger RNA from Podospora pseudopauciseta, 570 nucleotides. RefSeq lists its product as uncharacterized. The transcript has 2 exons. NCBI's taxonomy places the organism in Eukaryota, Fungi, Ascomycota, Sordariomycetes, Sordariales, Podosporaceae. Bases 1 to 570 code for a protein of 189 amino acids. The record is from RefSeq and is a predicted model, not a curated record.